Molecule: messenger RNA, 6546 nt
Organism: Porites evermanni
Lineage: Eukaryota; Metazoa; Cnidaria; Anthozoa; Scleractinia; Poritidae
Source: the annotation of a GenBank genome assembly
AUGCAGGGCAUAUUAGGUAAGACAAUGGAAAUUGGAAAUACCCUGGAGUCUGCAGCAAGGAUUGUUAGUGGAUUGGGGCAAGAAUUCACCAACACAUUUGAGGUCUUGGGUAACAUAAAGGAAUACUUCCAAGACGUUCUAAAGCACAACUUGGAAGAUCAUUUCGUACAAAACCUGUGCUACUCUGUGCUGUGUGGUGGUUUCAUCCUCCUGAAAUGUGGCUACGCAAAUCUUAACAAAACAAUCCAGGAAAUGGAGAAAGAAGAACUCCCUAAAAGAGUACAUCCCUACGUCAGGGAGAUAAGAAGUUAUUUUGAGUCGAUGGAAAAAAAGCUCCAGGAGUUAGACAAUACAGUGACAGAGAUACGGACAACGGUAAGUACUUUACUUAAGGACUCUUUCGCUAAAUAUUUAUCGCGUACUUGCCGAAUGAAUGAACGACUUUGUUGAUGUGUCAAUCUUCUAGCCGGCUACACGUAGACUACUAAUCUGGACACCUAAAGCUCCUACAUCUUAUUUUUGCAGCACUAUCAUAAUGUCACGAUAGCCUUCGAGUGGUGCUUGAAAGGGCAGGUAACAGGUAGUUGCCGUCCUUUUGCCUGCAGUUUUAGGUGACACCCAUUUUUUUUUAUCAGAACUUGAAUUGUUUCCUCAUUACUUUUUGCUUAGACCCUUUGAAUCGAGAUUAUCCAGCUGGAUAAGAUUGUCAAAAGAAGACGAAUUCUCAUUGCGUUAAAUGACUCAUAGGAACUGUUUUCAAGUUCAGCAAAAGAUUUGGAAAAAUUUGUCUUCGUGAGUUUGAUGGGGGUGUGUACCGUAAAAGACCUAUUCAAGUUAAGAGUAAGGAUAGACUAACGAUGGCAACACAGUAACCCUGAGCGAGGAUGCUGACAUCGAUGUUGGAUUGACCCUGAAAGAGAGAUAUAGAUCUCUACACGGCCUAGACUAAUCGAUUGAUGGAGUGAAUACUUCCGCUUUUUUUAAACUCUCACAAUAUUUUCGCCGAAUUCUUAUUUAAUUGGUUGGUUGAGCUUGUUACAGCUAUGAUUCCAAAUAAACGCCUCCUCUUGGACACCUAAGAUUAAAUAGACGCCCCGGGCGUUUAUUUAUUAGGUCAUUGACGGUAUGGAAGUUUACUUCGUCCAUCGUAAUAAGAUACUGUAGUGAAUUAUCCGUACCAAGGAUGGCUGACAACUGCGCACUUCUAAAAAUGUCAGGCAGACUCAUCCUCCCAAAGAAGUAAAACAAUCGGAUUGACCAUAAGUUUAUUCCCUUUUGAUUUCCUUAAUACAGUCAGCCACGUAGCGAUUUUAGAUCAAAUUAUUGUAAUGAUAGCAAUAAGGACAUAUUAAAGCACUUUUGACAGGAUAUAUUUUACAUAUUGAGUACGAUAAUUAACAAUAUUAUUGAAAAAAGCUCAUUGUAAUUUGAAGAACGAUGUAGAUCGAGGAGCUGAAAGGGAUUAUCCACCGAGUUCGAAGGACGACUGUCUUAAAAUUUAUUAAUUCUGCGCUUAUUUCAUUAUGACCAAAAAAGCUGAGCUGCCGCGCCGCUUUUAGUGGCACUACUCGCUAUUGAUGUUGUAGUGACUGGAAGUCAAUGAUUGAAUGUUGCCUGCCACUCCCAAAUUUGGUCGGCAUUACCUGGUAAUGAAGAAACCAAUCAGGAAGAACGAAACAUUUUGAAUAAAUAAUAAGAUAAGGGGAAUUAUUGAAAACUGAAUCAUUGGAUAAUGCAAUUCUAGAGCUCUGAUUGGCUUAGCCAUCAUGAUAUAUGAGCCAUUAUACCAUGCUCUCCAAAUAUGGUAACUGUACGCGUCUGCUCAAAAUUAAAAACAAGCUGAAAAAUGAAGUUUGGAAGAAUUUGCGAUAUUACGUGGGCGUUUUCAAUAAGACAAUUAUUCCACUCGCGCUUGUUGGGUGUGACAUGAUUAUUGCCAACUCAUAUCCAAUGCGCACUCGUGGAAUAAUUGUUAAUUAUGCAAAAACAACGAGGGCGUUAUCCGCCACAGAAUUUGCUAAAUUCAAAGUAGCAGACAAAUUAUUCCAAAUCUUCUAGGUUUGGUAGCCGAUUAAGAGACUGAUAAGUAUGAAAUUCAGUCUCCCUGAAUUUUCUCUCAUUUUAUAAAUUUAAUAAAUUCUCACUCAGAUCAGGGAAUCUAAACCCCGAAAAUACAAACUUACCCCAGAAGAAAAGUUGGAGUUGAAAAUGCUGAUGAGAGAUUUCAAAAGCGAUUUGAAAAUUGCUGAGAACUAUUUAAAAGAAGCAGAUAGAGCCCUGAAGUCUCUUCAGUCAGAAGUAACAAACUACUUGAUAAAGGAAGGCGUUUUAGCUGCAGGUGCGGCAGCGCUGGUGGGGGCAGGCGCUGGAGCAGCUUGCGGAGCAGGUGAGUAAAUCGUAGGACAGCUUUACUGUAGAUCAUUCAGUUUCCGUUGAAUACAUGACUCAGUCCUUCACGAAAAAAAUUUGUCUUUAUUAACAACAACGUGACAACGACAACAUAGCUUUGUUGUAAGAAUUAACUUAAAACUAAUUGCACUGCCCCGCAGAUAGCAAAAGCUAAUCUAGGCGGGACAGAUGGACAACUGGGGGUUAGGGUUUGACUCCUUUAAAUAAAUAUUGUUACAUAAAUAAAUUUUAAAUUUAUAUCAUUACAUAGACAGAGUUAAGGAAACGAUAACGUUACAGGUUCGAGAGAAAAGUUAGUUGAAACUUUAAAGACCUAAACAUAAUUAUUUAGCCAGUCAAACUUUUUCUAUGAUAAUAGGUGUUUUUAUAUAAUCAUUUUCAUGUACUAAAAUAACUAGGAGAAGUCGACGAAUUUCUCUUUUUAAAUUCCUUACGAUAAAAUUUCUAACUAUACUUCCUGGGUGUUACAGGCUGAAAGAAAAAUGAUGAAAUUGGAGAUUCACAUUUUGUUCAAAUACUCAAGAUCGUGACCCGGUGAAUGUAGAAGUUCAGUAAUACCUGCUAGUCGACAUCCAACAGAAGCAAAGUGUUCAUUCAUUAUAUGCGGGAUCUUCAUUUCUUCUUUCAUGAUUCGAUUAUUUUGGUUACAGUCUCUAAUUGCAUUCAUAGACUUGGAGUUUUUCUUACGGUGAUGGAGUAAUUCAUUAAUUCCCUUUCAAGUACUUUUUCGUUGCUUUCGAAAUAUUCAUGGUCGUACUGUACUUACUUUUACUGAGACGUAUUAGGCUACAAAUUAUGUUUCUAAUUAGCUUUGUCACCUGAAGUAUAAAAACAAAGUACUUCGACGUUAAGGUUGUUACUUUCACUGUUCAAUUUUGAGGUAUUACAAACAUCCGGUUAGAUUUCUAAACUUUUUGAAAGUUUUCAAAGGAAAACGUCUGAGUGUUUGAAAACCCAACUUCGACGAAGCUGGUGUCAUCGAUUGCCGGAGCCAAUUUCCAGUAUGAUUCUACUCGGGCAUGAAAUGCUUUCAAUUCAAAUGCUUCAGGCUUUGAGAUAAACGAAAAGAUAAUUAGGUCAACGAAUCAAUUUAUAAAUACUUGCCCAUUUUUACAUUAGUACAUAUUUUAAAAAUCCCACCAAUGUAGAAAAACUAAACACUUUAGAAAUUUGACCGCGGUGCAACUCUGUCUCCUUUGACUGUGAGGCUUCAAAGAGUUUCUCCCAACCAUAAUAGACUAUAAUAAAUACAAAGAAUACGUUUAACAUAUGCAAAAGACACAGUAGAGUAAAAUGUAAGGUGUAAUUAGGAGAAGAUAUGUGAAAUCACUCACACAGAAUGGAUAUUACGGAACAAUGUCCUUAGUUGUAAUACAUCACCACGACAUUGCCAAUUCAAAUUUUUUUUAAUUGCAUGAUGUUUGUUAAUGAUCUGGACGUUCUUAAGCUUUCUAGUUUUACUUCACAUUUAUUAUGUUAUCAAGAACUUCUGCUUUCAACCACUCAGUAGAAAUUCAGUUCAGUUAGCCCUUGAGAAACUAAAUGUCAGAAAGGCCUGUGGUUAUGACUCCAUAUCUCCUAGAAUGUUAAGGCUAGCAUCAAGUGGCAUAGCAGAUUCCUUAACAAAACUUUUUAAUGAGUGUAUAAGGAAAGGUGAAUGGCCUGAAGCAUGGAAGAAUGGAGAGUGGAACCCAGUCCACAAAAAGGAUGACCGGUUGGAUGAAAGAAACUAUCGUCCAAUAACAUUGCUAAGCACAGUAGAUAAGGUUUUUGAGUCUAUGAUAAGCAUACAAGUGAAUAAUCAUUUUGAUUCCAAGCUCGAUCCCUGCAUAUCUGCGUACAGGAAAAAACAUAGUUGUGAAACUACUUUGUUCAGACUCACUGAAGAUUAGAAGCUGGCUGUGGAUUCUGAGCAAUUUAUUGGAAUACUCUCAACAGACAUGAGUAAAGCAUUUGAUUCCCUACAUCCAUCACUCAUGAUAAAUAAAUUUAAGGCGUAUGGCUUUUCAGAGGAAUCACUCAGCUUGAUGAGAUCAUAUUUUUUCAAUCGACAAAACAGAGUCAAACUAAAUGGAGUCACCAGCGGUUGGAAGGAUGCUGUUAGAGGAUGCCCUCAAGGGUCAUCAUUUGGACCCUUACUGUGGAACAUUUUUCAAAAUGAUAUGACGUAUAUAGUCAAUAAUGCAAGCUUGUCAAUGUACGCUGACGAUCAUCAGCUGUAUGUAAAGGGUAUUCAGUUGACUGCGUGGAACAACUUUUAACUAAUGGGCGGCACACUAUAUCAAAAUGGUACAAAGAUAACUUUCUGAAGGGAAAUUACGACAAGUACAAUUCAAUGUUAUUAGGCAGGAAGAACAAAAAUGAGGACAGUCCAUCUAUCAAUGUCAAGAUUGGUGAACAGGUUAUUAAAUCAUUACCAAACUUGAAGUUACUGGGAGUAACAUUAGAUGAUGAACUUAGUUUUAGUACUCAUAUAAGUGAUAUAUGCAAAAUGGCAAGUAAGAAAGUUGGUGUUCUAGUACGUCUUAGAAAUAUGAUUCCCAGAGAAGCCAAGUUGCAAUUGUACAAAUCAGCAAUUCUACCUAACUUAACAUAUUGUCACAUAGUGUGGCAUUUUUGCAAAGCAGCUGAUGCAAGAAAAUUAGAAAGAGUACAAGAACGGGCAUUUUGUGCUGUAUAUAAUGAUAGGAAUGCUACGUAUGAGGAACUCCUAGAGAAGGGAAGACUCUCUAGUCUUGAGAACAGACGGUUACAAGAUAUACUGAUUUUAAUGUAAAAGGUUAAAAAUUCACUAGCUCCAGAGCAUGUAUGUAAUAUGUUUUUUCAGCAAGAUAAGCAUUAUAACUUACGAAGUGAUUUUCCUGUUCCAAGAUAUAAUACUGUUAAGUAUGGAGGGGCGUAGCUAGGGGGACGUCCUGGGGUGCCCGUGACCACCCCUUGGUAGGCCUUCUUUUGAGCAAACAACCUACAAUAUUCAGGUGGCGAAAACGCCGUGACAAUAUCUUGGCCGUAAAAGCCAUUGUUGAAAAGCCGACUUUUUUGAAAUUUGUUUUUUUGUAAAGUAUUUUCGUCAACGGCUCUUGUCUCUAGUUAAUAUGGGCCUUCAUGCCGCGAUAAUACGACUGAGCCCGCUGAUACACGAGGGAGAGCAGCGGUAUAAACCAUAUAUAGUCGGCGAUCCCCGGAUGGUGUCCCGGGUGAGUAGCCUCUGUGACCCCCCCUUUGAAACAUCCUGGCUACGCCCCUGGUAUGGCACGCACAGUAUCAGAUAUUUAGGCCCACACAUAUAGGGCAAGAUAAGCCAGGAACUACGCAGUAAGACCAGUCUUCAGGCAUUCAGGAGAGGGGUGCGUGCUCUCAAUGUGCUUGGCUUGCUGGACGGCACGUGUGGCUGCUGUGCAUGCUCAUCUUAGAGUGGUGGGUAUGCAUAGUAGCUUCUGCUGUGUGGCUGCCUUGUGUAUUGAGGUGUCCUCCCCUAUCCUCUAUUUAAUUCGUCUAAUUUAAAUUUUCUAGACUUUUAACUUUCUGAAUUUUGCAUUUAUGUUUGACUGCUGCUUAUAUGUUUGUCCUAUAUUGUCUGUUUGUUUGUCUAUCUAUCUGAUUGUCUGUUUCGUCUAUCUAUUUGUUUGUCUUUGUUUGUUCCCUGCUUGUCCUACUGUUUGUCUGUAAUAAUUUUAUAUAUUGAUGUUAUUUUAUAUAUUAGUGAUAUUUUAAGAAUAUAUUUUUAAUAUUUUUACAUAUACUUGAUUUAAUCUUAUAUUAUAUUCAUUUCAUUUAUUUAUAGUGUCCACAAUUAGCUUUCAGCUAAAUACCUUGACACUUUAAUACAGUUUAUGUAUGUAUGUAUGUAUGUAUGUAUGUUAUUGAUUAACUAAUAUCUCUGUGUUUUGCCUUUCAGCUAAGGAGAUCCUCAUGGAAGGUCAACAAGUGGUGGACGCUGCUACUAAAGGAGCCAUGCUUGGUUCUGUGCUAGGGGUCGUAAAGGCACUUUAUUCCAUCAGCCGUAAGUAUGAAGCAUGUAAGUUCGAGAUCAAUAACCUCCAGGCUGACCUAGGAAUACUAAGAAAUAAGAUCAAAGAAAAUAAUCCAAAGCUUGACGAUUUGAAUGAGACAAUGGGUGACUUGAAUGUUGUGUAG